Penicillium olsonii is the source of this 1743-nucleotide messenger RNA. NCBI's taxonomy places the organism in Eukaryota, Fungi, Ascomycota, Eurotiomycetes, Eurotiales, Aspergillaceae. The record is from the annotation of a GenBank genome assembly.
AUGUCUGGAAUCGAAAUUGCGGGCCUUGCCCUUGCGGUCUUACCGCUGGUGAUCAACCAGCUGGACAACUACGUACAAGGCCUGGAGACCCUUGGUGAUUUUCGCACCAAGCGAUAUCGAAGUAGGUUGGACCAAUAUGCCUCAAACCUUGGAUCUCAACAGGCGGCAUUCAUCAAUACCUUAGAGCGAUCUCUCGAGGGCGUUAUUGAAUAUGAGGAUGGUUUUGACAACCUAGGACAGGACGAGCUGAAGGCGAUAUGGGAAAGGCCAAGCGUACAGUCAUUUUUACAGAAGAAACUUGGGCGAAACUACGCACCUUUCCUUCGUACCAUGGGUCAGCUUUCAGUACUACUAAAAGAACUAUAUCGGAAGUUGGGCUGGGACGAGAUACCAGCAGAGGCACAAAAAUCGUGGGACGACUCAAGCUCCUUCAACAAAGAAGUCAAGAAGUUCAAAGACGUCUUCUCGAAGAGAACCUACGAAGCCCUAUUCAACCAGAUAAAUCUGGCAAACGAACAACUCGCCAAGUUGAUGGAGCAAUCCGACCAUCGCAGCAGGAUACAGAAGAAACGAAUAUCAAAGCGACCCCCGCAGCGUCUCCGGCUAAAUCGAAAACAUGCUCAAAGCCUACACAAGGCCAUCGUCCACGGCAAAUACUGGGCAUGUUCCUGUCGUGAUCAGCACAUGGUUCACUUCCUCCUCGACAAGCCGCAUAUCGAGAAUACUUCGACAAGUCAUCAGUCAUCUAGUCCCGAAUUUCGCAUGGUAUUUGUUUGCUCUCGGGGUAUCGAACAUAACGAGGCCCUAGCCAAUACGCACGAGAUAGAGACCAGGUCGAUCUACUCUCAGCCUACCCCGGAAGGAUCAGUACCAACGACCGUUGCAAUCCAGUCAACUGAGGUCCAAUCCAGCAAUAGCAAAGGCAGAGGAAGAUUUUACUCAUCGCAGAACGAAUCUGUGUCAGUCAUUACUGAGACACCACCUCUGCUGUCUCCAAUCUCCGACAUAUGCCUCGCACUAUCCACAAUAGCAACUAAACAAGCCACACUCGCCGAAAAAAGAUACCUCGGCUGUGUCACUGAUGGAUCACAAUGGCAUUACAUGUACCAUUUGCGAGAAAUAUCCGAAUCCCCCAAAACGCAAUCUCUCGCAGAGCUCCUUGAGUCAUCUUCGACAUUCCUCCAGGCCCAAAUGAAAGGUGCCUUCUUCUUCAGCCAAAGAGAGCGACUCAACCUGGCCGUCAAGCUUGCAUACAAUGUUCUAGAGCUACACGGAAAUUGGCUCAAAUCUCCCUGGCGAGCCCGCGAUAUUAUGUUCAUCCGGGACCCAACAAGCGAAAUUGGACACCCUGCGCUAGCUCUGAGCGUAUCGAAAAUGAACUCACCAACAAUGUGCAGGGAUAGAGCGUUUUCAGCACUGAUUCGAAAUGAAAUCCUCUUCCCUCUUGGACUUGUCCUUGUUGAACUUUCCCUUUGCCAACCCUUGGAGUUACUUCGCUCAAUAGAGGACUCUGAUCAGAAUGAAGCGACUGCGAACCUCAAGACUGCUGCUCGUUUGUUGAAAUAUGUCAACUUGGAGAGUGGGCUUGAGUAUGGCGAUGUUGUGGAACAAUGUUUGUUCGGAUCUUGGAAUGCUGGGUCUUCGUUAGAGGAUGAGACCAUGCAGGAUGAGAUCUACCAAAGAAUUGUCGCCCCACUAGCGGAGAACUUGAAUAGUUUUGUUAGUAGGUCUCAAAGGUACUGA